Leguminivora glycinivorella is the source of this 1878-nucleotide messenger RNA. It is a transcript of the gene grsm, whose product is annotated as probable aminopeptidase NPEPL1. The transcript is spliced from 12 exons. NCBI's taxonomy places the organism in Eukaryota, Metazoa, Arthropoda, Insecta, Lepidoptera, Tortricidae. The record is from RefSeq and is a predicted model, not a curated record. The coding region runs from base 149 to 1756 and encodes 535 amino acids. Gene Ontology annotation, cellular component: cytoplasm. Gene Ontology annotation, molecular function: metalloaminopeptidase activity; manganese ion binding. Gene Ontology annotation, biological process: proteolysis.
GUUGAUACUGAGAGAGAAAUUUUAGAAUAGCUUUUCUUUGUUAUUUUUCUUUGUUUCUAUUCUCCGUCGGUAGCACGUUUCUGUAUAAUAGAAUCAACACGCAUGCAGCAAAUCGGGGAAUAAUUGAACGCGAAGGACUAACGUUCGCAUGAUGUCGAACUCGGCGGUCAGCGUCAAGUUCCGUUGGGGUCUCUCGGCCUCGGACCCCGAGGACCAACCCGCCCUCAUAGUGGGUCAAGUGGCCCACCUCAAUGCUUUGACGUGGCACGAUGUGCGGUGCAAGCUUGAACCACGAGUUACUGAAGAGGCGUGGAAACGCGGUCUGACCUGCGUGACCUCGUCUCCGGGCGAGAGUGUGGAGCUGUGGCCGCGCGGCGCGAGUCUCGCGUCGUUGCCAGCUCGCCGCUCGCGGCACGCGGCGCCGUCGCGCUCCCACGCGCUCGCUAAGCUCGUGCGCUCGUGGCAUAGGACGCAAAGGGAGCACGAAUAUGUCGUGCUGAUCUGCCGCAAACGCGACGUCUACGCAAGUGCCAUGGCGAUCGCGCGCUGCUACCCGCAGUACAACGCUCGCUCCGGCCCCGGCCUGCUUGGAUCCGCCGCCGAGACGCCGCAAGCUAGGACUGUCUACGUGGAGAUACAGCUAGCUAGUGAGGACCAGAGAGAAGGCGAACUGGAAGACGAGGGCGUUGGCCCGCUAGAUCCCUCCCUGCUAGACAACACAUUGUCUAGUGAAGAGUUAGCGGCCAUCCAGGCGGCUGCGGACUCUACCCGUUUAGCUGCUAAGAUCGCGGACACACCGUGUAAUAUCAUGAAUGUGGACAAGUUCAUAGAGGAAGCCUGCCGCGUAGCCAAGGAGCUCGACCUUCCCGAGCCCACCAUCAUCCGCGGCGAAGAGCUGAAGGCUCGUGGCAUGGGCGGCAUCUACGGCGUCGGUCGCGCCGCCAACUGCCCUCCUGCUCUUGUGUCUCUGUCUUAUAAUGUCCCUGGAGUGGACAAGAGCGUGGCCUGGGUGGGAAAAGGCAUCGUUUAUGAUACUGGUGGCCUCAGCAUUAAGGCUAGGACCUCCAUGGUGGGCAUGAAAGGCGACUGCGCGGGUGCGGCCGCUGUGUUGGGAGCCUUCGCGGCCGCUGCGCGAGCCAAGCCCACCGUCAGCCUGCACGCUGUAUUAUGCCUCGCCGAGAACGCCGUCGGCCCCGACGCUACUAGACCUGAUGAUAUCCACCAGCUGUAUUCGGGCCGCACUGUGGAAAUCAACAAUACUGAUGCUGAAGGCCGCUUGGUAUUGAGCGACGGUGUGGUGUACGCGCACCGGGACUUGAAGGCCGAUACCAUCGUCGACGUGGCCACACUCACUGGUGCACAGGGUACAGCGACGGGCAAGUACCACGCGGCGAUCGUGUCCAACAACUCUACCAUAGAGCGGCGCUGCGUCACGGCUGGACUGAGAGCCGGCGACUUGGCGCACGCUCUACCCUUCGCGCCAGAGCUACACUUCACUGAGUUCAGCUCCUGUGUCGCUGAUAUGAAGAAUAGCGUCGCUGACCGCAGCAACGCGCAGCCGUCGUGCGCGGGGCUGUUCAUCCUGGCGCACCUCGGCUUCGACUUCCCCGGCACGUGGCUGCACGUCGACAUGGCGGCCCCGGCACACUCGGGCGAGCGUGCGACCGGGUAUGGCGUGGCGCUGCUCACCGUUCUGUUCGGCUCCCUCACGCAGAACAAGCUGCUGAAAGCGCUCAGCCCCCCGGAAUCCUGCUAGCACUCCGCGCGUGCCUAGCCAACACAUGCGCGGAUCCAGGGGGGGGUCAUGGGGGUCAUGACCUCCCCUCCCCCUGAAGCCUAGGUGGGCCAUACAAAUAGACCACUGGACCCCCCCCCCAU